AUGUCGGCCCACUACCCCUACACUAUCACUUUCCGCGAGGACAUCGAUGCACUUCCACUUACUCAGCACCAUUUUCCUUUCCGAGAUCUGCCAGACGGUCGCUUCGUUGCCCCAGAAAUGAAGCUACGAAUGCACCAAUACAGCGAAUCAGCAGCAAUAGCGCUUGCAAACCUGCGUCGGAAGUUUGAGCCGCUCCGCAACCCAAACGCACUGCCGCGAGACUUGUGGGACAAGCCAAGUCUGAUCGACUUUGACCAUUGGGCCAACGUCAACGAGACGCUGAGGAGGCAAGGGGUGACACUGCCCUGGGACUACAUGUCUGGGGCAAGGGCGCCUAUUGAGACAUUAGCAAACAGCGAUGAGACCCUGAGGACCAAAGACGCUAGUAAGAGCCAUCAGGGGAGUGCGCGGAUUUGUGUGGAUGAGCGGGAGUCUUCCCUGGCCCCCGCCGAACAAGAUGUGGACGUCGUACAGCGGCGAGCUAGUAUCAUGCACGAUGUAGUUGCCUUUUGUGGGACUGCGUGGGCGCUGAUCGGUAGACGAUCUGCUCAGGAAUGAGGAGACGUCUACCCAACUCUUGUCUUGCCUAUAGCUUCUCUAGCACAUUUGUAGUCUUUGUGACCGGCCUAUAAGAGUAAUGAUAAGCAUUGGUUUCACUACCUGGAAUCGGCAACU
Molecule: messenger RNA, 675 nt
Organism: Cucurbitaria berberidis CBS 394.84
Lineage: Eukaryota; Fungi; Ascomycota; Dothideomycetes; Pleosporales; Cucurbitariaceae
Exons: 2
Coding region: 1-558 (185 amino acids)
Source: RefSeq, a predicted model, not a curated record